Molecule: messenger RNA, 963 nt
Organism: Sabethes cyaneus
Lineage: Eukaryota; Metazoa; Arthropoda; Insecta; Diptera; Culicidae
Gene: CAH7
Product: putative carbonic anhydrase 3
Exons: 3
Coding region: 1-963 (320 amino acids)
Cellular component (GO): cytoplasm
Molecular function (GO): carbonate dehydratase activity; zinc ion binding
Source: RefSeq, a predicted model, not a curated record
AUGAAUAUGUCGAACUUAGUUUUACUGACACCAAACCUGAAUCACACGGUCGUACUACUGCUCGGAUUGUUGUUCGGAGCCUGUCGAACAGAACCCUGGCACUAUCCUACACCAGGUCCAGACGGCAGCAUAGGCGAACCAGAAAAUUGGGGUGGCAGCUGCGAUCUUGGUCGGCGUCAGUCGCCCAUCGACAUCACCUACAAAGCAUCAAUAAAAGGAGCCUAUCCGGAGUUUUUCUUCGAUAACUACGACAAACUGCUAGAAGAUGCUUCACUAGUCAAUACUGGACACACGAUUCAGAUUAACCCACCGGACUCUUCCAUUGCCAUCUACGGUGGGGGUCUUCGCAGCAAAUACAUCCUCGAGCAAAUGCACUUCCACUGGAACUCGGAACAUACCAUCAAUAGCACCCGAUACGCAUUGGAACUCCACCUGGUGCAUCGUCAUUCUCGGUACGAAUCGAUUACCGAAGCAUCUACUGUCAAGGCCGGCAUUGCCGUGUUGGCCGUUCUCUUUCACGUGAACGAUUACACAAAUCCAGCAAUCGAAGUCAUUCAAAAUUCGACCGAAUCGGUAAAAGCGAAAAUUGAUGAAACCACUUCACUGCAAGAGGCGUUCAGUCUGGACGGUUUAAUGCCCAAAAACCGCAAGGUUUACUUCCGCUACGAAGGUUCGCUUACCACUCCCGUUUGUUCGGAGUCGGUCGUGUGGACGGUGUUUCCUGAGUCGCUGCCAAUUUCGCUAGCGCAGGCGGAGAACUUCAAAACCGUUCACGAUUCGGAUGAUAAGGAGCUGAUUCUAAACUAUCGACCUAUUCAACCGCUGAACGCCCGGGCUUUGGUGCUAGUUUCCGAAACGGAAACCAUCAUAGAGAGUGGUUCGAUGCCCACGGGAGCCUCUAGCAUUUUGAGGAUGACGUUUGCAGUGGCCCUCUUAGUUCAGAUUUAUCGCCUCAGAUUAUAG